Messenger RNA from Pseudogymnoascus verrucosus, 1182 nucleotides. RefSeq lists its product as uncharacterized. Gene Ontology annotation, cellular component: TRAPPIII protein complex. NCBI's taxonomy places the organism in Eukaryota, Fungi, Ascomycota, Leotiomycetes, Thelebolales, Thelebolaceae. Bases 42 to 1013 code for a protein of 323 amino acids. The record is from RefSeq and is a predicted model, not a curated record. The transcript has 2 exons.
CCCCAGAAACCAAUGGCUCUUGACAGUUGAGACAGAACACCAUGGCGCACCAGCGCGCUCAGUCCGUGAGCACCACCGAAGUGCCCAAAGAACCCCACGCCGUCUCCCUCAAAGUCCUCCGCCUAACCCGACCCUCCCUCGCAAUCCAAUACCCCCUCCCCCACCCCUCCCCAUCCUCAACCCUCGCCCAAACCAUCCCCCGCGCCGCAUCCCUCACCUACCCCUCCGCGCCCUCCUCCCCCUUCGCCCUCUCGCCGCUCCUCACCCUCCCCCCCGCCUUCGGAAACGCAUACGUGGGCGAGACAUUCUCCUGCACCCUAUGCGCGAAUAAUGAACUCCCAUCCGAUGCGCCGCGCGUGCACUCCGUCAAGAUAGAAGCGGAAAUGAAAACACCCAGCCUUACAACUUCCCUCCCUGUCUCAUUCACCUCGGCGUCCACACCGUCAUCGCCGGACUCAGAUCCGCUCUCUCAGUCUGCACCGCCGCCUACCGAUCUCGCUCCUGCCGCAAGUUUACAGGGGAUAAUCACCUGCCACCUCCGCGAGGAGGGACCACACGUCCUCGCCGUCACGGUGUCAUACUCCGAGACGACAUCGACGUCCGGCCGUGUCCGCAGCUUCAGGAAGUUAUACCAGUUCGUCGCGCGCCCGGCGCUGGUGGUGCGCACAAAAAUCGGGACUGUGGAUGGCGGCUGGGCACUCGAGGCACAGCUAGAGAAUGUAGGCGAGGAAGCGCUAGUGCUAGAGGGCGUGAGGUUAGAUACGAAAAGCUGGUUCCGCGCGAGGAGUCUAGAGUCCCUGUGGGAUGGCGAGAAGGGGGAGAAGGGGAAAGCGGUGGUGGGUCGGGGAGGGGUUCAGCAGGUUUGCUUUGUGGUGGAGAAGGUGGGGGAGCCGGAUGAGAUUGGGGAGGGCGGGAAGGUGUUCAUGGGCGUGUUGAAUAUUAGUUGGAGGGGACCGAUGGGGAAUAUGGGGGAGCUGUCGACGGGGUGGUUGGGGUUGAAGUUGAAGCAGUGAGGGGCUGGAAGGGGGUGUUAGAGGCGCUAUGAUGGGGGGAGUAUAGAUUUUUGGUUGGCGUUGUGGGAUAUGUGUGCUAUGUUUAGCGGUACUCGCUCAUGCCUGGAAGUCUAAAGGACUAUACGGAGAUACGAAUUGAUACUGAAAUUGAAGUAUUUUGAUUGCUAUG